AUGGCCACGGUCACGGAACAAGUGGGCGAGGUGCUGCUGGGCACCACCGACGAGCCGCAGUUGUCGCAGCUUACGCGCGCCAUCUUCAUGAAGCAUGCCCAGAAAGACGAGCAGUCGGACGACUACUUUCUGAACGAGGACCAGUUCAUCAACGCGGUUGCUCCCGAGGGCGAAGACUACCACAAGAUCAAGCGAUACCAGUAUGGCAUCCUUUUCAAGGUGGCCGAUCGCGACCAGAAAGGCAGGGUCAGCAUACAUGACUGGUCCGUCUUCCAGAACCUACUUGCCAAGCCCGACGCCGAGUACGAGGUCGUCUUCCGCUUCUUCGACAAGAACCGGACGGGCUACAUCAACUUUGACGACUUCUACUCGACAUGGAGGGCACACAAGACCGAGGACAGCCUACCGUUCAACUGGGAAGGCGAUUGGGCCUCGCUCUACGUCGGCGGCAAGAAGCACAGGCAUGCCAUGACGUAUCCCCAGUUUGCCCAGAUGCUGCGAGGGUUGCAGGGAGAACGCGUCCGCCAGGGCUUUACGUCGUUUGACAAGGACAAGGAUGGGUUCAUUGAGCCAGAGGACUUUCAGCGCAUUGUACGCGAAACGGCCAGCCACAAGCUCUCCGACUAUCUCCUCGAGAAUCUGCCGACGCUCUGCAACAUCUCAGCAGGAAGCAAGAUUUCCUACGCCAACGUGCGCGCCUUCCAGAACGUCAUUCAGCAAAUGGACAUGAUUGAGCUUAUUAUUCGCAAUGCGACACAAAAGAGCUCCGACGGCAAAAUCACCCGCACGGAUUUCCUCAACGAGGCUGCCAGGAUAAGCCGCUUCAACCUGUAUACGCCCAUGGAGGCGGAUAUCCUCUUCCACUUUGCUGGCCUAGACGAAACUACGGGCCGGCUGGGUCUGCGCGAUUUCGCUCGCGUUCUCGAUCCGUCGUGGCACCGCGUGGGCACGCUAGGAGCCAACGCGAUAUCUGACGUUGGCCAAAAGGUCUUUGCAACCACACACUCGAUAUGGCACGACGUGCUCGAAUCGGUCCACCACUUUGCGCUCGGGUCCUUGGCUGGUGCGUUUGGUGCAUUGAUGGUGUACCCGAUCGAUUUGGUGAAGACGAGGAUGCAGAACCAGAGGAGCUCGGGUGUCGGACAUGUUCUGUACAAGAACUCGCUGGACUGCGCAAAGAAGGUGAUCAAGAACGAGGGCUUCAAGGGUCUCUAUUCCGGCGUGCUCCCACAGCUUGUUGGUGUGGCACCGGAGAAGGCGAUUAAGCUGACGGUCAAUGAUCUUGUGCGCGGGAAAAUGACGGACAAGUCGACGGGCAACAUCAAAUUCGCAGCUGAGAUGCUCGCGGGUGGUUCAGCGGGUGCUUGUCAAGUAGUGUUUACGAACCCCCUGGAGAUUGUCAAGAUCCGGUUACAGAUUCAGGGUGAACUCUCAAAGAACGUCGAAGGAGUACCCCGGCGUUCUGCCAUGUGGAUUGUCCGGAAUUUGGGUCUUGUUGGUCUGUACAAGGGAGCUAGCGCAUGUCUCCUGCGUGAUGUCCCUUUCUCGGCCAUCUACUUCCCGGCGUACAGCCACUUGAAAAAGGACGUUUUCGGCGAGAGUCCUCAGAAGUCUUUGGGGGUUGUCCAGAUGUUGACUGCCGGUGCCAUUGCGGGUAUGCCUGCGGCGUACUUUACCACGCCGUGCGACGUGAUCAAGACGAGGUUGCAGGUCGAGGCUCGAAAGGGCGAGGCGACGUACAACGGGCUUCGGCAUGCGGCGCAGACCAUCUGGCGAGAGGAGGGCUUCAGGGCCUUUUUCAAGGGUGGGCCCGCGCGUAUCAUGCGAUCGUCGCCCCAGUUUGGAUUCACGCUGGCUGGCUACGAGGUGCUACAGAGGGCGUUGCCGAUGCCAGGAGCAGAGUCGCACUCUGAAUCCAGCCUGGAGCCUUCGGUUGGGCUCGCAGAAGCCAAGGCACCGUUGCCGUAUCUCCGCAGCCGAAACGCUCUCAAGGUGAUUCUGGACCUGGACGAGAACUUUGGGCGACCGCGGAUGCCUCCGGGCGCAAAGUUCACGGGCAUUCCCGGGUUUGGGGGCAGUAGCAGCAGCAGCAAGCCAGAGGCAUGA
Cucurbitaria berberidis CBS 394.84 is the source of this 2106-nucleotide messenger RNA. Its product is annotated as calcium-binding mitochondrial carrier protein-like protein Aralar1. Bases 1 to 2106 code for a protein of 701 amino acids. The record is from RefSeq and is a predicted model, not a curated record. NCBI's taxonomy places the organism in Eukaryota, Fungi, Ascomycota, Dothideomycetes, Pleosporales, Cucurbitariaceae. Gene Ontology annotation, biological process: aspartate transmembrane transport; malate-aspartate shuttle; L-glutamate transmembrane transport. Gene Ontology annotation, molecular function: calcium ion binding; L-aspartate transmembrane transporter activity; L-glutamate transmembrane transporter activity. The transcript has 4 exons.